This is a messenger RNA of Terrapene triunguis (Three-toed box turtle), 4223 nucleotides long. RefSeq names its product semaphorin 3E (gene SEMA3E). The transcript has 17 exons. Gene Ontology annotation, biological process: negative chemotaxis; semaphorin-plexin signaling pathway; positive regulation of cell migration. Bases 274 to 2601 code for a protein of 775 amino acids. Lineage: Eukaryota; Metazoa; Chordata; Testudines; Emydidae. Gene Ontology annotation, molecular function: semaphorin receptor binding; chemorepellent activity. The record is from RefSeq and is a predicted model, not a curated record.
AGAGCUCAAGACACAACACUGCAGAGUAACGCCUUGGAAUGUCCUCUCAGUUUAUAAACAAUUGUCGCAGGGAGAGAAUAUUUUUACAUGACAUUUGCACAGCCUGACAAUGUGGAGCUGUGUGCUGUUCUGAAGAACUGAAUUUCCCAUAGAGAUCCUCACAAACUGAACAGAAAAAGACUUAGCUGCAUUGGGAAAGUCAAGAGUGGAACUUGAAGCUUUUAAAAACAAAACAACUAAGUGAAGAAGCACAAGAAUUUGAUCUUGGGCAGCAUGGCAUCUACUAAGGACCUUUUAAUCCUGGCACUAUAUGGCUUGUUACUAGAGUUACCGACCGGAUGUCAUACAACAGAUACAAGGCUGCCAAGAUUACGUCUGUCACAUAAAGAGCUCUGGGAUUUAAACAGGACAUCAGUCUUUCAUAGCCCAUCUGGAUACCUUGGUCUUCACACAAUGCUGCUGGAUGAAUAUCAAGAGCGACUGUUUGUGGGAGGAAGGGAUCUUGUGUAUUCUCUCAGCUUGGACCGAGUCAGCGAGAACUACAGACAGAUACAUUGGCCCAGUACACCCCGGCAGGCAGAAGAAUGCACAAUUAAAGGAAGAGAUGCUGACGAAUGUGCAAAUUACAUCCGUGUCCUUCACCGGUACAACAGAACACACCUCCUGGCCUGUGGUACGGGGGCUUUUGAUCCCCUCUGCACUUUUAUCAGAGUCGGACAUCCAUCAGAGGAUUAUCUAUUUCAACUGGAGUGGCACAAAUUUGAGAGAGGACGAGGCAGAUGCCCUUUUGAUCCCAGCUCCUCCUUCAUCUCAACUUUAAUUGGGGGUGAGCUGUUUGCUGGGCUCUACAAUGACUACUGGGGGAGAGAUGCUGCUGUCUUGCGUACUAUGGGUCGUAUGCCACAUAUUCGAACUGAACCUGAUGAUGAACGUUUAUUGAAAGAACCAAAGUUUGUUGGCUCAUACAUGAUUCCCGACAAUGAAGACCGGGAUGAUAACAAAGUCUAUUUCUUCUUUACUGAAAAAGCGUUAGAGGCAGAGACAGGCGCUCAUGCCAUUUAUGCCAGAGUUGGACGAGUGUGUGUGAAUGAUAUGGGAGGACAGCGAAUGUUGGUGAAUAAAUGGAGCACUUUCCUCAAAACCAGACUGAUCUGCUCUGUGCCAGGAAUGAAUGGAAUCGAUACACAUUUCGAUGAAUUAGAGGAUGUGUUUUUGCUACAAACUCGGGAUAACAAAAAUCCAGUGAUAUUUGGACUCUUUAACACUACAAGCAAUAUUUUUAGAGGAUAUGCUAUAUGUGUCUAUCAUAUAGCUAGCAUCCGAGCAGCCUUCAAUGGACCUUACGCUCAUAAAGAAGGACCUGAAUACCAUUGGUCUCUGUAUGAAGGAAAAGUACCUUACCCCAGGCCUGGUUCGUGUGCCAGCAAAGUCAAUGGCGGUCUGUAUGGUUCCACCAAAGACUAUCCUGACGAAGCUGUCCGUUUUGCAAGGAGCCAUCCACUGAUGUAUCAGCCCAUCAAACCUGUCCAUAAGAGGCCAAUACUUGUGAAAACCGAUGGCAAGUACAAACUAAAACAAAUAGCGGUGGAUAGAGUGGAAGCUGAAGAUGGGCAAUAUGAUGUCUUGUUUAUUGGCACAGAUAAUGGGAUUGUGUUGAAAGUCAUUACAAUUUACAACCAGGAUACAGAAUCAAUGGAAGAAGUGAUUCUUGAAGAGAUGCAAGUAUUCAAGGUGCCAGUUCCUAUUAUUUCUAUGGAAAUAUCUUCAAAGAGGCAACAACUGUAUGUUGGAUCUGAGUCUGCCGUAGCACAAGUGAAGUUCCAUCAGUGUGACAUGUAUGGCACAGCCUGCGCUGACUGCUGCCUAGCAAGAGAUCCUUACUGUGCUUGGGAUGGGAUAUCCUGUUCUAGAUACUAUCCCACAGGAAUGCAGGCAAAGAGACGUUUCCGCAGGCAAGACGUUCGACAUGGAAAUGCAGCUCAGCAGUGCUUUGGCCAACAGCUCAUUGGAGAAGCCCUGGAGAAGACUGAAGAACGGAUAGUAUAUGGAAUAGAGUACAACAGCACUCUUCUGGAAUGUACCCCUAGAACUUUACAAGCUAAAGUGAUCUGGUUUGUGCAGCGAGCCCACGAAGCCAGGAAGGAGGAGGUGAAGACAGAUGACAGAAUCAUCAAAAUGGACCUUGGCCUCUUAUUCUUAAGGCUGCACAGGCUGGAUGCAGGGACCUAUUUUUGUCAGACUGUGGAACACAGCAUUGUUCAUAUAGUCAGAAAAAUCACCCUGGAGGUGGUGGAGGAAGGGCGCGUGGAUGAAAUGUUCAACAAAGACUAUGAGGAGGACAUACCUCACAAAAUGCCAUGCCCAGCACAGAGCAGCAUUCCUCAGGCAUCGAAGCCGUGGUACAAGGAAUUUCUGCAGCUAAUAGGGUACAGCAACUUCCAGAGGGUCGAGGAGUAUUGCGAAAAGGUGUGGUGCACGGAUAAGAGGAGGAAAAAGCUCAAAAUGUCCCCAUCCAAGUGGAAGUACGCCAACCCACAGGAGAAGAAGGCACGCAUCAGGCCAGAGCAUUACCGCCUCCCCAGGAACGUAGUUGACUCUUGAUGGACAAAAUCCAUCCAUUCUUUCUGGGAGAAUUUUUAUUUGGACCUAAGGAAUAGGGAGAAAUCAGUCUUGGGUUUGGUAACUGAAACAGGUUUAUGUAUAUAUUAAAUAAUGGGACUGAAAACAGAAAAGUGUUCUGUUAAAUUAUAGCUUAUACUAGCUGUUUCUAAAUAGGUCAUUGCAUUCAGUGUUUUCCAUUUAAGGAGAACAUGACAAUCAUUGUACUUUGAGUGCUUUAGUCAAUUUCCCAUGUGGACCAUGCUUCUGCUGUAUAUUCUUGCAUAUUAAGGGAAUAUUAAAGUAAACUCAGAUAGCUAAGCAUUGACAAGCAGAAGAAAAAUUUGAUGUAUAAUUUCCAUUGGUUUCACAAAUGUCCUAUUGCUUCUAAAAGCAGCACAUUGCAAGAUCUUAGCUUUCACUUGUGGCCUGUUUGUCUGUAUUCGUAAGAGCCACAAGUUUUGUUAGUGUGGUGUACUCUUAUUUCUAAAGAUGUUGAAGGGGAAUCUUAUUUACUUCCCAUCAUUGCUUGUCUUUACCAGUAAUUUAUGAAGCACAGUGUACUACUAUCACAACUAAAUAGUACUGCCUUGUAACUUGAUGUAAGUCAAAUGCAUGCAGAGAACAAAAGCAGAAUGAAGUUCUUCAGUGUAACUUGCUGUAAGACAUUGGAGUAAUAGUUUAGUCAGAGUGUAAAUCAUGAUUAUGGCAAUGGACAGUUGGCUCAGUAGAUAUAAGAUUUAUAAGAAUGCCCUCUUGUGGAAAAAGAGAGCAUUUCCUUAUCUUGGUGUUACAUUUUCUGCAGAAAUUUAUAUACUUGAGUGUUAUCCACAUUCUCCUGAUUUGCAGCCUAUCUGUUAGUUUUACAGCCUUUCUGCUGCAUGUGCUGAAAUCUCAAAUAUUUCGAACACAGGGUUAGAAAUCACGUGUAUUGGGGAACAGAGCUUAAAGAAAUAAGCAACAUAUUAAGGCAUUCAAUGUAAUAUGCUCUUGCUGUAGCAAAUACUGGUGAAAGAGACAGGUAGUGAAAACAACUUGUAUUUGUAUAGUUGCAUGCUCUGAUUUACCUGAUAUGGAAUCUCUUCUUAGCACAGCUAUUUUGCUGAAAUUGUGAAUACUAGGGAUGUGGGAUCAAAAGAAUAAGAAAUCACUUACCACCUAGAAUUUUCAGAGUAUCACUAAAAAAAAAAAAAGCUUUAAUUUUAUGUUUAAUUUUCAUAUUUUUCUUAAAAGCGUAACACAUUUUAGCACGAAGAGUCACAUGAGAAAUUGGAUGUGAACAUAUGAAUUGGAACUAAAAAACCUGCAAAUAUAAGCUACAGUUGUGAUAUAAAAAUAUGAAUCACAAAUAGAACAGUUGGAAAACUCUAGCUGAGUGUGAGUUCUGCAGGAUCCUUUCCCAUCUGCUGAGAUGGGUUUUAGUGUGUGAAUUAUUACAUCCCAAUUGUUUUGCACCACUAGAUAAAUCAACUGCUUCAGUCAGAACAUGACCCCAACCAUAAUGAAUAGCCCCAAGUCUAUAAAAUUGGUCUGUCUCACAAUUUUAUACCUAUCUCAUGGAACUGGAAGGGACCCUGAAAGGUCAUCAAGUCCAGCCCCCUGCCUUCACCAGCAGGACCAAAUAU